Cucurbita maxima (winter squash) is the source of this 552-nucleotide messenger RNA. Its product is annotated as pentatricopeptide repeat-containing protein At4g21065-like. Gene Ontology annotation, molecular function: RNA binding; protein binding. The transcript has a single exon. Bases 1 to 552 code for a protein of 183 amino acids. Lineage: Eukaryota; Viridiplantae; Streptophyta; Magnoliopsida; Cucurbitales; Cucurbitaceae. The record is from RefSeq and is a predicted model, not a curated record. Gene Ontology annotation, biological process: RNA modification.
AUGGGCUCGCCUGGUCUUGCCUAUGGUUAUUCAGUUUUUUCACACACUCAAGAGUUGGAUAUACUUACUUGGAACACCAUGUUGAGAGGCCUUGUGAAUUCCAACAGGCCGAGAAGGGCACUCCAAAGUUACUUUGAGAUGCUUCAAUGGUCGAGAAAUGUUGCUGAUAGAUUCACAUUUCCUUCACUGCUGAAGGUUUGUUCCCUUUCAUUGGAACUCAAAGUUGGGAAGUAUAUGCUUGAUUCCGACCUGUACAUAGAAACCACAUUGUUAAAUAUGUAUGCAGCCUGUGGGGAUUUGAACUCUGCGAAGGUUUUGUUUGAGAAAAUGGGUCAUAGAAACGAAGUGGUUUGGACUUCGAUGAUUAGUGGUUGUACGAAAAACCAUUGUCCUAAUGAGGCAUUUCUUCUGUACGAGAAAAAUGGAGGAAGAUGGGUUUACCCCGAUGAAAUGACCAUGGCAACACUCGUACUAGCUUGUGCUCAAUUGAAAGGUUUGGGCGUUGGAAUGAAGCUGCAUUCUCGAAUUCCGGAGAUGGGUACGAGAAUUUGA